AUGUCGAAAAGGUGUGGUGAAUGUCUCGAGAAACAACAGGCUCUUGUUAAGAGACGGGGUGCCGAGUUGGUCCGGCGUAGGCUUCGCGACUUAGACGAGUUGGAUAAGGCAGAAGAAAGAGAAAAGGAGGAAAAGGAAAUAGAAGCCCGUCGUGAAGCGGAGUCGAGGCAGCUGGCUGCUACGACUGGCGGCUUAGGCGGCGACCUCUCUUUCGACUUUGGUCCUCUGCCGGGUCCUGAUGACCUGAUCUGGGCAACUUUCGAUUUUGGUGGUGGAACUCCUCAAGUAUCUGGUAGUAGUUGA
Messenger RNA from Venustampulla echinocandica, 303 nucleotides. RefSeq lists its product as uncharacterized. Bases 1 to 303 code for a protein of 100 amino acids. Lineage: Eukaryota; Fungi; Ascomycota; Leotiomycetes; Helotiales; Pleuroascaceae. The record is from RefSeq and is a predicted model, not a curated record. The transcript has 2 exons.